Messenger RNA from Oryza sativa Japonica Group (Japanese rice), 909 nucleotides. RefSeq names its product methyl-CpG-binding domain-containing protein 4. NCBI's taxonomy places the organism in Eukaryota, Viridiplantae, Streptophyta, Magnoliopsida, Poales, Poaceae. Gene Ontology annotation, molecular function: DNA binding; zinc ion binding. The record is from RefSeq and is a predicted model, not a curated record.
AUUAUUUUGUCUAUAGUAUGAAAAUCUUGCCCCAGCGAUCUCUAUAAAUACUGAGAACCUCUAGAAAGUACUCCAAACUAUCAUCAGCCAUCACUUUCCCCCACCUUAUCAAUCUGCCCUCCUGACCCUAGAGGUGACCAUCAUGGCUCUUGAGGGGAAACCAGGUUUCAUUACCAUGUACGCCAUCACAUGCUGCAAAUGCGAGAAAUGGCGUACGAUUCCAACAAAAGAAGAGUUCGAGGUAAUCCGUGAGAACUACCCCGCGAAGCCAUGGUUCUGCAGCAAAAAGCGCGACUGCUCAUGUGAGCACCCUGAAGAUAUCCAGUAUGACACCAGCCGUAUUUGGGCCAUUGAUAGGCCCAACAUCCCUAAGCCUCCGCCGAAGACAGAGAGGCUACUGAUCAUGAGGAAUGAUCUAUCUAAAAUGGAUGCCUAUUAUGUCUUGCCAAAUGGGAAGCGUGCAAAGGGCAAACCUGAUAUAGAUAGGUUUCUGAAGGAAAACCCAGAGUAUGCUGCUACUUUACCACUUUCGAGCUUCAACUUCUCAACACCUAAGAUAGUUAAGGAGACUGUUUCCGAUAGUGCAAAGUGGGUGAUGGCGAAGUCUGAGAGGGAAGAGCAGUGUAUGCAACUAGACGCAAAAGAAGUUCCAAGUUCCAGCAGCAAGUAGUUACCAUUGUGACCUCUGAAUCUACAUACGCGUUACUUUAGGUGAUGCCAAAAACUUAAGACAAUAUGGAGCAGCCACCUUAAAAACCUAUACUUCUCCUUCCUUGUUUACCUCCAGAAGUUAUGUUAUGUUUUGCACUACAUGUGCUUUUGUGUGUUGAACCUUUUCAUUCUACCUCAUGUCGAAUCCUGCAAAGUUCUGGAGCUAUUUUCAUGUGGUGAUUUUGGAUAUUUUCUACA